Messenger RNA from Seriola aureovittata, 2383 nucleotides. RefSeq names its product calmin b (gene clmnb). The transcript has 10 exons. Gene Ontology annotation, cellular component: cytoplasm; meiotic nuclear membrane microtubule tethering complex; nuclear outer membrane. Lineage: Eukaryota; Metazoa; Chordata; Actinopteri; Carangiformes; Carangidae. Bases 953 to 2383 code for a protein of 476 amino acids. Gene Ontology annotation, molecular function: actin filament binding. Gene Ontology annotation, biological process: nuclear migration. The record is from RefSeq and is a predicted model, not a curated record.
GGUUGGUUACAGUUGAUACAAGCUGAUUUAAAAGGUUUCUUCUUGUAGCUGGUGGAGGUGGAACACAUUUUUAUGUACGGUAGCCUACUUUCUAUGCUGUCGGGCAGUUUAAUCUAUAAUAAUGGCUCAUAUUUUAGCAGUUCACCUCAUGUUUUGCAUGUAUAAUCUUUAUUUGCACAGUAACUAAUUUGCGCUGUCAAACAAAUGUAAUGGAGUGAAAAGUAUAAAGUCAAAGAAAGUGGAAAGUACGUCAAAAUUUUACUUAAAUAAUGUACUUGAGUAAAUGCACUUAGUUACAUUUCAGCACUGUAAAAGGAUCAUAAUACACAUUUUUCAUUGGGCAUGACAUAUUGAACUUUUAAAAUGCAUAUUGUUACUUUUCCUAUAUUAUUACUAAUGUGCAGUAAGUCUAAAAAGAGUAUAUCAGGAAUGGCAUUCAUUCAUAAACCAGAUUUAAAAAUCUUUUAUUUGCCCGAUAAACUGUAAUAAAAGUCUUUUUUUUUUUUUAUAUAUUCUAGAACAACUCCAGUCAAAACCUUGGCUACCUCUGCUCAUUCCUUCAGUCUGUCUUGAACAUGCUCAGGAGAAAUUCAGGUAUUCAUGUCAGUAAAUCACUAUAGCUGCCAGAAAGAUUUAUCACAGGCCUCUGCAGGAAAACCAUACAACCUGAAACCCAGUGAUCCCAGCGGAUUCCUUCAUUUUAAUACUCAAAGGUCCCAGCACACUGAGCAGCUGCCUCCAUGGACAUAGUUUUAUGAACUGCAGCCUGCCAAUAAGAUUCACGCUGAGUUGUCUCGGGGGGGGAGUGGAGGUAGAGUUGAUCAACACCUCAGAGGUAGGUUUCAGCGUGUUCAGGCAAGACACACUUCCUCACUUCGCAUUUUCUUCAUCCUUAUUCUGUAAGAAGACCUCAGAACAGCUCUUAUUGCUACAAGUACCUGACAUUUGCUAAAUGAGUAUGCAGGAGAGGGCCAACUGCGAUUCACAAGAGAAAUCAUUUGGAGAGAUCAGCGAUCAACAUUUGCAGCAGCCUCAAGAUGAGAGGAAAGCCGUGCAGAAGAGAACCUUCACCAGGUGGAUGAAUUUGUUUCUGCAGAGAUGUGAUCCUCCAGUUGAAGUGCACGACCUGUUCACAGACAUUCAGGAUGGCAGAAUACUCAUGGCCUUGCUGGAGGAGCUGUCUGGGUGCAAACUACUUUACAGGUUUAGGUCAUCUUCUCAACGCAUUUUCAGACUGAACAACAUUUCCAAGGCCCUGGCUUUCCUUGAUGAUAGACAUGUGAAGCUGCUUGGCAUCGAUGCCUCUGGUAUUGCUGAUGGUAUCCCUUCUGUUGUUCUUAACCUUGUCUGGAACAUCAUCCUGCACUUCCAGGUAAAGGAGGUGGCAAGAAGUCUUCAGAGGCAUUUGUCUUCUAGCCUAUCUUCUUUAUCAAUGAGCAGUUACUCCUCCUUCAGUGACCUCUCACCCCCACCAAACGACAUUGGCUGCUACUCCUGCAACACCCUGCCAAGCAAAGGCAGAAAGGCUGCCAGGAAGCCAAAGUACCAUGGGAAAGCAAUCAAGACUCUCCUGCAGUGGGUCCAAAGAUGCACAUCAAAGUUUGGGGUGGAGGUGUAUGACUUUGGGAAGAGCUGGAGAAGUGGCCUGGCAUUCUUAGCUGUGAUUAAGUAUGUAAACCCAGACUUGGUUGACUUGAGAGAGAGCUUGUCCAGAGAGCCAAGAGAAAACAUUCAGCAGGCCUUCAUGAUAGCCCAUCACAGUUUGGAUAUAACACCUCUACUGGAGCCUGAAGAUGUGGCACACACUUCACCAGAUGAGCAGUCCAUCAUUACCUAUGUUUCUCUGUUCCUGGGGCAUUGUUCAGGCAUGGAUGAGGAUCAUACAACAAAUAUUGAAGUUCCUGAGAUCCCAAAUUUUGGAUCCCUUGAGUCAGUCGGCUUUGGAGAGAUCCUCACUGACGACACAGAAGCUCAAGCUUUACUCAGAGGCUUAGAGAAGAGCAGCGAGGAGCUACUGUGGAAACGGUGGUCCAGAAGAUCCUCAGGGGGCACACGUACUGCCUCGCUUUACACAAAUGGAACAGUUACAUCUGGCGAUUCCUCCAGCGAAAGUGACAUCAGUGCUGCCAUCUCACAAUUCAACAAAAAGAGAGGCAGGAGUAGGAGCAUUUUGCAGCCACCUAGUCCGCUGGAUGCAGGCGUAGUCAGCCAGGAGAUCCGAUCGUGGCUGGAGAAAGGCUCGGAUCAAGCCUACAACAAGACAAGAGUGGAUGAGAAUCACUUUUCUUUGAGCUCAGAGGAGGGAAUCUACAGCUUGUCAGCGCUGGACUCAGAUGAGGAGGAUGCCUACAGCUACAUCCUGGAUCUGAACAAAGAGCAGUGA